This is a messenger RNA of Cladocopium goreaui, 645 nucleotides long. The record is from the annotation of a GenBank genome assembly. Lineage: Eukaryota; Dinophyceae; Suessiales; Symbiodiniaceae.
GAGUGCCCCCGAAAGUCAGAGCAUCGGGAGUUGCUCUACCGGCAAUUCCAAGCAACAAAGGAAUGCAUGGAGUUGACUGGGAAGGCGAUGUCAGAGGAUGCUUUAGAAGGCCUGCACCAUGCUGAGCGCUGCAAAGAGGCUUUGGACGCGGAGAUUUCCAGACCCUUGCGGAAUCUUUGGAUGCUACGCGAGCCGUUGCUGCGCGAUUGCCUUCAAACGCGGCCAAAUUUGAGACUGCUGGCAGCGGUGUGUCACCCACAAUGGCGAAGCCGGAAAGACCAGAGCCAAGCCGGAAGCAUACUCUCAACACUUGGCGACCCCCUCGGCAAAGCUCACUCCGUUGCCAACCAGAGCCGCAGCUUGGAGCAGCGCAACCACCCGCAGAGCAGUGCGAAGUACAGGAGAAAGGCAGAGGGCAGACUGUCCAGACCCAGCCGUUCUCGUUUCUCCGGGGAUUUGGCUGAUGCUGCUGCAAAGGCAGGAAAGCAUGCAAGUGCCCUGAGGAUGUAUGAGGAGCUGUUGGAGCGAUGUCCUGAUGUUGGACGCAUGGCCAUUUUGUGCAGCUUUGUCGUCCUUUUGGACCGCGCCGUGCACCUGAGAUGGUGCGCGAAGCUGAGAGACCUUUCCUCCACGCUGGGAGGAUGA